Molecule: messenger RNA, 607 nt
Organism: Phalacrocorax carbo (great cormorant)
Lineage: Eukaryota; Metazoa; Chordata; Aves; Suliformes; Phalacrocoracidae
Source: RefSeq, a predicted model, not a curated record
CCUUAUCCUCCUCCCCAACGGGUUCCGUACGGCAAGAUGGCGGCGCCCGGAGCGGCGGCGGCGGGGCUGGUGCAGUACGUGGUGCUGCGGGGGGACCUGGUCCGGCCGCCGCGGUCCUGGCCCUUGGGCGCGGUGGUGGCUCAGGGCUGCCACGCCGUCGUGGCCGCCGUCCAUGCCCACGGCCGGCACCCCGACACCCGCGCGUACCUGGAGGCGGGCGGCGCCAUGCGAACCGUCGUGCUGGAGGCUCCGGACGAAGCUGCCCUGACGGCGCUGGCAGAGACCCUGAAGCAGCACAGCGUCGACCACGAGGUGUGGACUGAGCAGCCCGAGAACGUGGCCACCUGCCUGGCGCUCAGGCCCUACCCGAAGGACCAGGUUCACCAGUAUCUCAAGAAAUUUAAAUUGCUGAAGUGACUGCGACCGGGCAUGGGCAGCUCUCCUCCUGGGCCAGAGGUGAGCUCAACCCCGGGCAGGCACCAGGAGGAAAGCUGCUGCGUCUCAGGAACGUUGUGCUAACGCUCAGCAGCAGGUAGUCUUCUAUAGCAGUUACACGGUGUGAAACGGUUCUUUGGUGGCCAGGAUUAAAUGUUAUUCUGUGCAGAAA